Messenger RNA from Amphimedon queenslandica, 553 nucleotides. Its product is annotated as 40S ribosomal protein S17-like. The transcript is spliced from 5 exons. Gene Ontology annotation, molecular function: structural constituent of ribosome. Bases 47 to 448 code for a protein of 133 amino acids. The record is from RefSeq and is a predicted model, not a curated record. Lineage: Eukaryota; Metazoa; Porifera; Demospongiae; Haplosclerida; Niphatidae. Gene Ontology annotation, biological process: translation. Gene Ontology annotation, cellular component: ribosome.
GUCGGAAGGCGUGGUUUCUUCCAAACCUGUACCACGUUGGAUCAAAAUGGGUCGAGUGAGAACCAAGACUGUAAAGAAAGCCUCUCGUGUAAUAAUAGAGAAAUACUAUACUCGCCUCACUCUUGAUUUUCACACAAACAAGAGGGUAUGUGAGGAAAUUGCAAUCAUACCCACCAAGAGACUGAGGAACAAGAUUGCUGGUUUUGUGACCCAUUUAAUGAAGAGGAUUCAAAAGGGACCAGUUCGUGGUAUUUCUAUCAAACUCCAAGAGGAAGAAAGAGAGAGAAGAGAUAACUAUGUACCCGACGUAUCUGCUUUAGAGAAGGAGAUAUUAGAAGUAGAUCCAGAUACAAAGGAAAUGUUAAAGUUUCUGGAUUUUGGAAGUAUCCCUAAUCUUCAAGUUGUCCAGCCACCAGUUCAUGGGAGCAGUGGCUAUAACAGACGAUGAAGGACGUUGACUCUCUCUUGUUGAUUAAUGAUUCUUUAUUGAUAAUAAUUUAAUAAAUCGCAAUUGCUUUGUCAGUUAUGAUGAAGUAGAUUUUUUGCAAUUUUA